Molecule: messenger RNA, 2761 nt
Organism: Cyclopterus lumpus (lumpfish)
Lineage: Eukaryota; Metazoa; Chordata; Actinopteri; Perciformes; Cyclopteridae
Product: vitamin D3 hydroxylase-associated protein
Exons: 15
Coding region: 373-2136 (587 amino acids)
Biological process (GO): fatty acid catabolic process
Molecular function (GO): fatty acid amide hydrolase activity; amidase activity
Source: RefSeq, a predicted model, not a curated record
GUUGACUUUAAUGCAACCACAGCGGCGGGUGAUGCGUUGUUUACACCCGCCUGUUGCUUUUAGCUCCAGUUAGCCAACGGUCGAAGAAAGUGAAGAAGAAGAAGAAGAAGAAGAAGAAGAAGAAGAAGAAGAAGAAGAAGAAGAAGAAGAAGAAGAAGAAGAGAAGAAGAGAAGAAGAGAAGAAGAAGAAGAAGAAGAAGAACAAGAAGAAGAACAAGAAGAAGAACAAGAAGAAGAACAAGAACAAGAAGAACAAGAAGAGAACAAGAGAAGAAGAGAAGAACAGAAGAAGAAGAAGAGAACAAGAGAACAAGAGAAGAAGAAGAGAAGAACAGAAGAAGAAGAAGAAGAAGACGUCCGUCGUCCGUCGUCAUGGACAACGUGAACCAGUUCCUGCAGGGCGCGAGGCUCGACGGCCGGACGGCGGCUCUGCUGACGGGUGCGGCGUGCGGGGCCGGAGCUCUGCUGGCGCUCGUGCACCAGGUCUACCGGCACCAGGUGGCGAAGGAGAAGAUGCAGAGAGCCAGGAACCGGAGAGCCGACGGCCUGCAGCGGGCCGAGGAGGCCGUGCUGCAGUACAAGAAGUCGCGUCCAGGGACCGACCCUGCUCUCAUCUUGGCGAUGUCUCUGUCUGAGUUGACAAACAGCCUGCAGGAAGGCUUGCUGAGCCCUGAGGACGUGUUUUACUCUUACAUGGAAAAGACUCUGGAUGUAAACAAAGAUCUGAACUGCUGCACGGGGAUCCUGUUGGAGAGCUUUGACCAGCUGACAUCUGUUGCUUCCAACAAGGAAGGUCUCUUGUAUGGAGUUCCAGUCAGCAUCAAAGAAAACUACUCGUACAAGAAUCAUGACUGUUCUUGCGGCGUCGUCGUUAAUCUGGAGCAGCCUGCCGAGAAGGACAGCGUGAUCGUGGAAGUUCUGAAGAGACAAGGAGCUAUUCCCUUCGUGAAAACCAACCUGCCCCAAGCGCUAUUAAAUUACGACUGCAGUAACCCCAUCUAUGGGCAGAGCCUGAACCCCCACAACCUCCAGAAGACCCCCGGGGGCUCGUCCGGCGGAGAGGGGGCCCUCGUCGGGGGAGGAGGCUCCUUGCUUGGUUUCGGCAGCGACGUGGGGGGUAGCAUCCGUAUUCCGUGCUCAUUCUGUGGGAUCUGCGGCUUAAAGCCGACGCCAGGUCGGCUGAGUUCCCUGGGUAUACAACCUAUUUAUAGAGGACAGAAAUCAGUGCCGUCGUGUCCCGGACCCAUGGCGAGGGAUGUGGACAGUCUGGCUCUGGCUAUGCAGGCGUUGCUCUGUGACCACAUGUUUUCUCUGGACCCCACUGUUCCACCCAUUCCUUUCAAUAAGCAGAUAUACCAGAGCUCCAAACCUCUCAGGAUUGGUUACCUAGAAAGCGACGGCUACACCCAACCGUCUCCUAGCAUGACCCGGGGCAUCAGAGAGGUCAAAGCUCUGUUGGAGCAAGCAGGGCACACUUUGGUGCCCUACAGUCCUCUGAAGAUCAACUACGUUUUACAUGAUCUUCUUAUCAGGGGUAUCCUAGCAGACGGAGGGACCAGCCUGAUUAAGAAACUGGAGGGGGGCCCUCUGGACCCUUGUCUCAGACCUCAGGUUAUACCGUACUAUUUUCCUACAUGGUUGAAGAAAACCCUCUCAUUCCUCCUCAAGCCCCUGUCUCCGCGUGUCUCUGCCAGCUUCCAUUCCAUCUGUGGAGUCGGAUCUGUUCAAAAUCUGUGGAAGCAGCACGCCGCCGUCGAGGACUACAUUCAUGAAACUGUGUCAGAGUGGAGAAGACUCAACAUAGACGUGCUGCUGUGCCCUAUGAUCGGACCAGCCUUCAACUUCGACUACUGCGGCAGGAUUACCAGUGUCCUUUCUUACACCAUACUUUACAAUCUCCUCACCUUUCCCGCCGGCGUCGUUCCCGUUUCCACGGUGACAGCAGAGGAUGAGGAGGAACUGAGGCACUACGAGGGCAUUUUUAAGGACCACUGGGACAAGCUGUUCAAACAGGCUGUCACCGGAGGCGAGGGUCUGCCCGUGGCGGUGCAGUGUAUCGCCCUGCCGUGGCAGGACGAGCUCUGCCUGCGCUUCAUGAAGGAGGUGGAACAACUGGUCAAACAGAGCCGAAAGUAAAGCCUGGGGGCCACAGGUGGGACUGCUCCCUUCAAGGGCUUCAGGAGUAAAUGGCAAUACCUGUUAAGGGCAUUAAAACAAAAUAUAGUGUGAGUUAAAGUUAACACAAAUCAAGAUUGCACUAGAAAAUGGAGUUGCGUAUUUGAAAAUGUUUGUUUUGUUAUGGCCAUAACACAGAUUUGAUACAUUUUGACUGUGAAACUGUUAAAUGUAAUAAUCAUGUUAUUGUUCUUUUAAUUCAUUCAUUAACAAAUUUUAAUUAACAUAUCGGUUCAUUUGUAUUGUACAUUUAACAUAAACUUAGGCAUGAUUAGAUGUGUCGUUAUGUUUGGUGUUUGGACAUAGGAAGGUAUGAAAUAUGCCACGUCCUUGUUGUGUUUUUCCUCCGCUGGCUUUGUUUAAUAUUUCAUGCAAUAUAGCGUGAACGGACACGACAUGCUUUUCGAAGAAUCUCCAUUAGGCAAAAGAGGCACCGCAAGCACGUGCGGAAAAUAGUUUAGGAAAUUAGGAUUUACGUGACUAAAUAAAGUAUUGUCUCCUAAAUCUAUAAUUGUCUCUUUCCAAGAACUGACAGCUUUCUGUGACGCGAUGAACGAGAAUGAAAUAAAGUAAUUGAUUUCUCAGA